This is a messenger RNA of Ruditapes philippinarum (Manila clam), 1910 nucleotides long. Its product is annotated as homeobox protein Hox-A1-like. The transcript has 3 exons. Lineage: Eukaryota; Metazoa; Mollusca; Bivalvia; Venerida; Veneridae. The record is from RefSeq and is a predicted model, not a curated record. Gene Ontology annotation, biological process: regulation of DNA-templated transcription; neuron differentiation; central nervous system development. Gene Ontology annotation, molecular function: DNA-binding transcription factor activity, RNA polymerase II-specific; DNA binding. The coding region runs from base 493 to 1398 and encodes 301 amino acids.
AGAUGGCAUAAAAUGGCCGGGAGGAGUCGAAAAUGAAUGGUAUAAUGGGAUGGUAAAAGGUUUUAACGCGAUUAGAUUACUAUCAUGCUACAAUAUUGCAAUUAUCAAUGAAAUAAUUUGUAAAGAUCGGUUAAUCGAAUCAGUGUCAAGUAGGGGGGAUGAGCAGAAAAAAGUGACAAUAUCGAGGUGUUAGAAGACACUGCACGCGCUGGGUAUAUAAACGGCUAAUGACCACGAAAAGGUCCAUUAAUGAGAUACCUCUUUUCGUGACUGGAAUUAUUAGAGAUUUGAAUAUCUUAAACAGUACGGGAAAACUUUUGUUGUGACGCUAGUUAACAUAUAUUACACGUUUCUUCACAAGAAAAAAAAACAAAAUACAAAAAUCAUGAACUUUUAAGGAACCACGUUGAAGUGUUGAUGUGAGCACGAAACUAAAAUUCUGCGGUGUUAAAGUGAUAUAUUCGUUUAUUUUUGUGACAGAUAAAAAGUGAAAUGCAUUCAAAUUCUGCUCAGAUGUUAGCCAUGGCUAAUUCUUUCUGGCCUCUGGCAUAUUCUUUGAAAUCGUAUGACUUGUCUGUACACCCAGCAUUUUUGUCGUCUGCGUACAGAUCAAUUCCUACAUUACCAUAUGUUACACCGGUAACAGCACAGACGACACCAGUGUCGUUAUCGUCAUCACCGCCGCAAAAAUCUAGUGACAAAUUUUCUAUAGACGCUAUUUUAAGCAAAGACAAAAGACCAGAUUCUACAAGUUCAGAAAAUUCUACAGAAAAUUUUAAGAAAAUCACUCAUAGUUAUCUUGAAAAUGACAAAAUUCACGAUUCAAGUUUUCACAGACGACACCAGCGUCUAUUUGAAGCAGCACAUCCAUAUCUGGGUCACGCGAACGCUGUGCAAGAUCUUCAUCAGCAUGUACAACACUCGCAGCAGGCAACACAUUUGUCACCUGCAUACAGACAGAUGAACGAAUCUCCCAGGACACCAGGAGUCGACAAAAGCGAGAAAAAAUCUAGUCCAAGUUGUCAGUCAUGGAGCAAGCAAGCAAAGGGGAAGCGCGUUCGAACCAUUUUCACACCAGAACAAUUAGAACGGAUGGAGGCAGAAUUCGAGCGACAGCAAUAUAUGGUCGGAACAGAAAGAUAUUACUUAGCGACUUCACUAAACCUGACAGAGGCCCAAGUAAAAGUUUGGUUUCAAAACAGACGUAUCAAAUGGAGGAAACAACAUUUAGAACAACAAAAAGCCAAACUUAAUUCCAUAGACAUUUACCGCCAGGUCGAGUCAGGUAGUGACUCCGAGAGCGAGGAAGAAAGACAAAUGAUUGGUGGAGGUAGAAGUCACGUGGACUCUUUGACAGAUCCGUUCCAAAGUCCGCGAGAAUCUCGUACAACUCAAUAAAUAUUGAGGCGCCCUAAAAUAAUCCAUAAAUACGCUAUAAACUAUUAUUAUGAAUUUGGCGUUAUUGUUGAAAUAAUGUUUAGUCGGUGCCAGUAAAUGGAGAGUGGAUGUCUGACCACUGUGCAGAACAUUAAUCCUAGUCAAUCAAUUAAAAAGCUAAAAGGAAACCUUUAAACUUUUGUGUUGAACAAAAUUGUAGACACUGCUUGUGACAUUUCGUUUGACCACGUGACUCAGCCCAGAUUACACAAAACAGCUUAUAGUACUGUUAAUUAACAAUUCUAGAUCAUAUGAUGCUGUUUUCAUUAUACUAUUAUAAGUGGUUUAUUAAUCCCUGUGAUUUUUUUCUUAUAUUUUACUGUGCUAUGAAUCAGAUGUUUUCUGUAUUUGUUCAUAGCAGAUUAUAUUUGAUAAAAGUGGUUGGUGUGACACAGUGACAUUUUAAUUUUCAAAAAUAUUUUCACUGACAAUACACAUUUUAUGUUGCAUUGAAUUUCUUAUGUUGUGAAUAA